AGUAACACUCUUGCAAGAGUUUCUCGAUCGUUGUCCGAUUACCUUCCUAGAUUUCUAAUUUUAUUCAUUUUGAAGACUUUUUAAAUCUCCCCAAGACAUUUCCGACCAUCCAGUCGACGUAUUCAAAAAAAGGCAAAGUUUACAGACAUGGGUUAUGGUUUGAAACUGGCUGCAGUGUCCACGUGCCUUACCUUGAUAUUUGUGAGCGGUGUACUUUUAUUCACCCGCGGUUUUCUUCUAAAGAGACUUGUUAUUGACGAUAAGACCAAAUGCAAUGAAAAAAUCAAUGGGAAAACUAUGCCAUCUUCAUUGUUCUCCAAAACGUCCUCUUCUGGCUGUUGGGUCGAGACCAAGUUUGAAAAAGCUGUCAUUCUUAUCAUCGACGCACUGCGAUAUGAUUUCGCUUAUUUUGAUGAAACACUUCAAGAUGAAGACACUCUUACUUAUCAGAACAAGUUGACAGUAAUUCAUGAAACACUCAAGGCUUUACCUCAACAAGCUCGUCUGUACAGGUUCAUAGCAGACCCACCCACAACUACCAUGCAAAGGAUAAAAGGCUUGACAACUGGUAGUCUUCCCACUUUUGUUGAUGCAGGGAGCAACUUUGCUUCUUAUACUAUCAAGGAGGACAACAUCAUAUCCAAAUUGGUUGAACAUGGUAAAAACAUCACUUUCAUGGGUGAUGAGACAUGGCAAGGGCUGUUCCCUGACACAUUCCAAAAAUCCUAUCCUUUUCCAUCUUUCAAUGUGAAAGAUCUUCACACGGUUGAUAAUGGAGUCAUUAAACAUCUGGUACCAGAGAUACAGCAGGAGAAUUGGCAGGUUCUUAUUGGUCACUUUCUUGGUGUUGAUCAUUGUGGACAUAAAUAUGGACCAUAUCAUCCUGCUAUGGCUGAAAAACUUCAACAGAUGAAUAAUGUGCUAAGGUCUGUGAUGGAUGCUCUUGAUGAUAAGACUGUUCUGUUUGUGAUGGGGGACCACGGUAUGACCCGUACUGGAGAUCAUGGCGGCGAUAGUCGUGAUGAACUUGAUUCUGCUUUGUUUGUUUACUCCAAGGUGCCUUUUAUUGACACCCACCAGCCAAAGAUUGAUGCAAAUUCAGUCUCACAAGUGGACUUUGUGCCAACAUUUUCUCUCCUGAUGGGAAUUCCUAUUCCCUUUGGCAAUCUUGGAACAACAAUCACUGAGCUGUUUGCUGGACAAGAUUAUCAACCUGUUAUUCCUAGCUACGUCCCUGAUGAAAAAAGACAUUUAUGGAAAUCUUUGUUGACUCGAGUAAAAGUAUUGCAAGUAAAUGCUUAUCAGAUCAAUAAAUAUCUGCAAAAAUACCAAGAAAUUUCUGAUGAGAUUCCGAAAAGGAAGCUAUCGUCAAUAACCAGUGAGUUCGUUGAAGUCUCUGAGUUAUGGCAGGAUACUCGGGAUCAGAAUAAUAUUAAUGGAAGUACAGCUGCAGGACACCUUAGUGUUGAACGUCUUUUGCUGAUGGAACAAAAGUACUUAAAGUAUCUAACAGGAGUGAAAGAACUUUGCAUCGAAAUGUGGGCGAAGUUUGACUUGAUAUCAAUGACGUUUGGCGUCUUGAUACAAAUAUUUGCGUUAUCGUUAAUGACAAUGAUAAUAUUAAUACCAAGUCUUCUUCGAAAAGGUGCUUCAGUAAUAUUAAAAACUUCGGUAGUUUUAUCAAUUAUUGGGUCUUGCUGCUGUGCUGUUAUCAGUGCCACUGAUUCUCACACAGUCAUUUACAAUUCAUUUGUUUGCUGCGUUGGGAGCCUUGCUUUUAUUUUCGCGCAUUUUAUUAUUGCAGAAAGGACAAAGCUUUACGCUAAAGUUAAACAGGUUAUCCGUAUCAUCAGCCUUGAAGAUAUCAUAUCGACUGUACUUUGUUUGCUCUACUUUCUUUCUACUUUCUCGAACAGUUUUGUAGUUUACGAAGAUAUGUGUGUUACAUUCAUCACUUCCAGUUUACUAUCUCUUCAGCUUAUCUUGGCCUUUUUGAAAAACAGAACCACACAAACUAUAGUUCGUAUAUUACCUAGAAAAACGUUAGGAGGGAAUAAAAAAGCCAAAAAAGAAACUCAAAAAUUCGAUGUUUGGAGCUUUUUCACCUCAUCUAAUUGUCAGGCGGUGUUGGCCCUAUUGUUGUUUGUUCUUUGUGGAAGACUAUCGUCAGUGUUUAGAAGAUGUCGAGAGGAACAAGUUUCAUGCGAGCCUUCAAGUUUUCUUCAACCAUUAUCUGCCUUGAAAGAUGCCACUGAAAGCAUUCACCAGCGUUUCUUGUUAUCCACAAUUUGCGCAUGCGCUCUACCACUAGGAUUACGACAAUGGYUUCGUUUCCAAGGCAAUCUAAAUGGCUUUUCUUCUGCUGUUAUUUGUGUAAAAUAUGGUCUUCCUUUCGCUACGGCAGUUACAGUUGCUCACUGGGCACUUCAAAUAAUCCCGCAGGCUGCCAACGACGCUUUCCCGAACUUGCAGCUUUGGCAACAAAUAAUUCUACCUGAAGUCGUCUACUGGCUUUGCUUGUUGACUAUUUCCCUGUUGCUGUGGCAACCAUUAUGUUUGUACACUAUGCUAAGGGAUAGUCAGAGCUCCCUUAAGGAUUCAAUUAACAGUUAUCUCAACAAAGACAACAAUGAUCCUAAAACAUUGCAAGUUGUCUUUAAUGAGUUGAGAAAAAAAUGGGACUCUAAUUCAUCCCAAAAUACGGGCGAUAAGACAGUAAUUGACCCCGAGAAGAACCAACCACCUGUGGUAUACGGGCUGGCUACAGUUUACUCGUCACCAAUUCUUAUCGUUGUCACGUGUGUUGCCAUGACGAUGGUGGUAAUCUUGAGUGAUGGAAUGGUGGGAUCUGUGCUGUUGCUUCUGGCUCAGAUGUUUCUUUUCCUAGAGAUCCAUGCAUCGAUCAGAAAGAUAGCUCACAAGGAGGAUGGAUCCAGCCAGGAAGGUCACCAUUGGCAUGCAGUGGUCGUGUGGGGCCUGUUAUCGUCUCAGUACUUCUUCUCUACUGGUCACCAGGCCACUAUACCAGCGAUACGAUUCGAAGCAGCUUUUGUCGGGUUGCCUGGAGACAUGGCGAAUAAUAUCUUGCCAGGACUGCUUAUAUUUCUAAACACGUUUGCAUCAUCUAUACUUUUCGCUGUUGGGCUUCCUGUGCUUUUAUUUUGGCCAAAGAUCUCGAUAAGGCUACUUGGAAAGGCCAAAAAAUCUCAGGAGAAGAGCGCCACCGAUAAAGGAGAGUUCGUGUUUGUGGAUGAUCCUAUUGGAUUCAGAGAAGAGGUUUUUCAGUUGAUCACAAUGUAUCAAGUUUUCCAUGGCUUGAAGGUUUUAUUCUGCUCGUGCUCUGCAGCACUACACCGGAGACAUUUAAUGGUGUGGAAGAUAUUUGCUCCUCGCUUUGUGUUUGAGGGUGCUUCAUACCUUGUUACCUUCCCGUUCUUGGUGUUCACAUUUUUGGUUGUUCUGAGAACCGAUGGCGCUCUGGAAAAAUGGACUCAAAAAUUGGAAACCUAUUUCGCAUACAAGGAAAAAUCUGGUUAGACAAGCUGGCCUCUAUUAAACUCCUAUACCACACGACCAUCUCUCGUUUUACCAGAAAAAGGGAGAGGGGCAUGGCCUUCUUGUCUCUUGCAGUAAGAUAACUAAAAAACUGCGACUGACAAGUCUCAUACAUGUGAAAACGCUUUUGUGUUUCUACGUGAACGCGAGGCUAGUCAGUCACUAGUUGGAGCGGAGGAUUUUAUUCAAAUUGGUCGCCAUUUUUCGAUUAGGCAUAUUGCACUCGAAAAAAUGGUCGUAAUACACGAGAAAUAGGGUGUGUCGUAUAAUAAAUCCUUGGAAUAAGCUGUGGCAAGAUUUUAGCUAUCUUUUUUGUGCGAUUGGACCCGGAAUUACGUCACAACUUGAAAGCCCUACACACGUAAUCAAAGUAUGACGACCAGUUUGAAUAACUAUUGUUCUAGACUGACCACGUGGAAACAUAACUCGUUUUUACAUGUAUGAGAGGCUAGUCAGUCCAGAACAAUUGUUAUUCAAAAUGGUCGUUUCAGUGUAUAGACGCUGUAUACACUGUAGACCAUUCAGAUAUACGGCUAACGUCAAAAUUCACAUGAGCCGAACCUAAUUACAUCAAUGAAGACCGCCUUGUUAUCCAUUGUUUUAGUUAGGUUCGGCUCGUCGUGACUAUCUCACACUUGCUAUAGAUUUAUUGAAUGACUAAACAACAAAAGGCUGGAGUGCCUUGGAAACUAAUAAGUAAAAAGUCGCUGGCAAGUACAAUCGGUUUCCUGAGCGCUUGACUGUAUCUUGAGAAAGGUGUACACCUAAUUAAAAAAACGUAGUCGGGUUCGAGAAGGUCAUAUAUCAUCGAAGCUAAGGCCGAAAAAGAUUUUGGAUACUCCGAAAUGUGUAUUAUAUUUGCAUAUAGACAUGUAAAAAUGCACAUUAGAGCAAAGUCGGUCAACCUAGAUUAACAUGCCAAAGCCGUCUUCGAAGAUUUACGCUGGAGAGCUGUUUGGCUGCGGUAUUUUGUCUUCACAUGCUCCCCUUCGGUCUUAGCUUUGAUUAUAUAACCUUUUUUUUGAACCCGAGAACGUUUUUUCAAUUAGGUGUAUUCAUUAACUAUGAUUCAAGCCAUCACGAAAGGCAGAUUUAUGUCAUUUCAGCCAAUGACAACUUACUUUUCAAUUAAAAAUAAUAUUUAAUGAUCCAGAUGAGUUAUUACACAUCCUAGUUACAAUUUUGUGUUUAUGGUGAGAAGUAUUUCCCCCGUAUUGUUCAAAUUGUGUAUUUCUGAAAU
This is a messenger RNA of Actinia tenebrosa (Australian red waratah sea anemone), 4795 nucleotides long. RefSeq names its product GPI ethanolamine phosphate transferase 3, catalytic subunit-like. Gene Ontology annotation, biological process: GPI anchor biosynthetic process. NCBI's taxonomy places the organism in Eukaryota, Metazoa, Cnidaria, Anthozoa, Actiniaria, Actiniidae. The record is from RefSeq and is a predicted model, not a curated record. Gene Ontology annotation, cellular component: endoplasmic reticulum membrane. Gene Ontology annotation, molecular function: mannose-ethanolamine phosphotransferase activity.